Messenger RNA from Nothobranchius furzeri (turquoise killifish), 3527 nucleotides. NCBI's taxonomy places the organism in Eukaryota, Metazoa, Chordata, Actinopteri, Cyprinodontiformes, Nothobranchiidae. The record is from RefSeq and is a predicted model, not a curated record.
CGGUGUAAGAGACUACUACAAGAGCUACCCCAUGGUAGAUUACACCCACCGCCAGUCGCCCCCAACUUUCCAACCAAUCAACUUCCACCCCAAGGACAAGCCCUUCCUCCCACCACCUGAUAUCCACGCACCUCUGGCCAUCACCAUCAAUGCCUCCCAGAUCCCCAAACCCAAGAUCUCCAAAACCAACACCCACCCGCUCACGUCCAGCUCAGCCUUCAAAGCAUGGGACCCCAGCAAGAGCCACAUCCAACACCCAACGGCGACCCACAUGAGCAUCGGGGGGCCACCACACCACCCCAUCCAGCAGCAGCAGCACCAGGUUUUGCACCAGCAAAACAGCCGGCGCCAGGCCUACUCCAACAAGAGGCAGUUCAGCAUCGAGACACUGCCUGAGCUCUUCUCACAGCCGCUGGGCUACAGCCACUCUCCACACAUGCACCCCAAACACAAGGGACUGGCCACCAAUAGCAAGACAGAGGUGACGGUGUGAAAGGACACAGCAGAAGACAGAAAUAUCCUUUCAAUCCAAAGCUACGAUGGUGUGUUGGAGCAAGCAAAUAUCACGUCUGGAACUUUUUUAGCUGCAUCAUUUUUAACUAAAGAAAAUAUUCUGUGAUAUUUGUAUAUUUUUUAAGACCACCAGAUCAAAACACAGGCACAUUAGCCUUGAAGGUGAUGUAUUAGCAGGCGUUGGCUGCGACCCUUUGAACCUGGCAGCUUUACUAAAUAAUUAAGUGGCCUCUCGGUGUUUUGGCACACCUCUCCGCUUUGUCUCCUCUUAGUCCUCUCCACAGCAUUCUUCAUGGCGCCAAAGCACCACUCGGCCGUGCACAAAUGGUCAAAUCACACAUUUAGCCCACAAGCUUCAGCUAGCUCCAUCUCUGAGGAUGUAGGAGAGGCUGGUUGGGGUGGGGUUGAGGGGGAGGAAAAGCUUCCCCAGUGACAUUGGCUUCCCCAUCAACAGAGAUAAUGCCAUUGUGUUGUCAGCUCUCAUUGCCCUCCAGCCCUCUGAAGAGUGAGGUAUCAGCCUGGCAAUUCACACCCGAGAAGGAGGCAGACGAGUGUGGGAAGUAUUCAUCUCAUUCCAGAGGCAAAUGCGAUGAGAUGGAUCUGAACCGCGCGCACACACUCACGCACACAAACAUGAUCCACACUCGUCAAACAGUGCAGAAGACUCUGUGCCCUGUCAGAGGUCACGUCAGUCCCCUCUGAGAAAAAUGCUCAUUUUUCUCAAACCGCUAAUUCUCUGGGACGAGGAAAACGAAAACAGCAAGCGCUCUUGUUGCUGUUUGUGAGAGUGUGUUGCUUGAAUCUCAUGCAGCAGUUUUUAUCUCUAAAAGAACUGACUGAAAAUAGGACAGAAGAGCUCUCAGUAAGAUCCUCGGAAAUCUCUGCAUUAGCUUCGCAAAGGUGCCAGAAAAAUGCCAGCUGCAUUUCUGAUAUUUGGAAACGGAUCAUGAGCAUCCUCCGAGAUGCUGCUCUCAUAAUCAAACAGGAAUCAGCAGCAGCACCGAGGAUGGUUUCUGGGUGUUGGGGAGAGAACGCUUACGGGAGCACCUUUUUCCCGGGAUGCUCGAAUGCAACCGUUUGAUGCUUGUUUAGGACUCCUGCUUGCUCUGCAAUUCAUCCCCCUCCCUGCUAAUGAAGUGCCUUGGCACUACAAGUGAAUUACUGCUAGCACUUAAACAAAAAGCUCACAUCACUCCUGCCUCAUAUGCAUUCAGCUUAAACGUGACAGCUGGGAUGUUUUGAAUUCAGUAUAAUCAUUUGUUUGCACCCUCAUAGUGUUGCUGGUCCAGACUCUUGGUCGGGGCAUCCUGUUUGAAGUCAGGAGAUGUCCAUUAGUAGCGCAGUCAUUUACAUCAACAUCUCCUUGGAUGAGAACAUUUAAUGAGCUUAUUUUGAUGCUAGAAGGACGGAUUCGACUGCAGAGGCUUUACAGUUCAGAUCUGUGGACUGAGGAAAACCGCAGUACUUAGUAAGCAGCACGCGUAAACGUGCGAUUGGUCUUUCUUUGCCACCAAGCAGUGCUGAGUCUGUCAUUUAUUACCAGGAUUAACACCGCUGGGUUUAGAUAACAGCUCCGUGUUCUCUGGUCGAAACCAGACCAACUAGACUUCUACCAUUAAACAUCGUUACGGCGCACCAUCACCAUCUGCUGGAAUAAAAUGCAGAUUAGCUAUUUGUUUUUAUAUUUAUUUGCACUGAUUCAGAUUUUAAACACCCCAUAAAUUAAAGUGUUUCUGCAAGAUUACAAACAUCUAAGAACAAUAUUCUGCUUAAAUUAAUUUUAUUGCAUUUUUUAACCCUCCCACUGUCCUAAUGGGUGUGACCUCGCGAGGAAAGUUGACCACUGAGCAGGAUUGAUGGUUUAUCCCUUGAGGUCCACGUGGUAGAGGUGAGGUGGUGCUCACUCCUCACCCCUGCCACGUGGACCCAAGGGAUAAACCAUCAAUCCUGCUCAGUGGUCAACUUUCCUCGCGAGGUCACACCCAUUAGGACAGUGGGAGGGUUAAGUCCAAAAGGGCUCCGUUUGCUUCUAAAUGGUGCUGGCACAGCCCCGCCUUCUGCAGAAAACUCCCAACAAAGUGACGCCAAGCAACCCCAGCUUGUCUUUAGUUACCUGCUACAUAUUUGCGCUGAUUAUUUGAAAGGGCGAAUUUUGGAAAAUUUCCCAGUAAAACUUGACUUUUUAAGUCCUGAGGGGGUGGGACUUGUGUGAUGUCAUCUUCCGACCAUUCAGUUUACUUUGUGGUUGGAUGACGAAUGACCACAGAAAUUUUUGUAACUCUGUUCCAUUCAGUUCUGAAGUUAUAGCAAUUUAAAACAUUUUGGCGAGUGGUCAAAUUUCGAGGCUUGGCCCCGCCCCUUCAACAUAUACGAAAAGUCAGAAUCCUUGUCUCAUUUUGUUCGCCCAUCCCUUCUGAGCAAUUUUACAAAAUCUUUGAGACGAUUGUGCGAAAAAUGAUCGCGCAAUCCAGUCAGAAACGGACCCUAAAAACGGCCAAAACGGCUAAAAAUCGCCAUUUCAACCCAAAAUGGCCGACUUCCUGUUUUAUAUUGACCAUGGUUGCAAGAGGCUUUUCUGUGCAGACUGUUGAGUAGUACCAGUAUACCAAAUUUCAUAACUGUACGAUAAACUAAGCUUGAUGGAGAGGGGUAUUUUUCACUUUCUAUGGGGCUGUCAUGUAUUACACUGAGUCACGUUGUCAUGUGACUCAAGACAUCACCAACCUCUGCACAUCUUUUCAUUUUUUAUUACCAAAUUUAUUGACAUGGGAAAAAUUACAUCAGUUGGAGUCAGAAAUUUCGAUAACAACACAUUUCCGAUUUAUCGCCCGGCCCUACUUUUAAAUAUGCUUCUCUGAAGUCCUGAGUUAUGGUAUGAAAUAUUGGCACAACCCUUAGCUGGCAGGUCAACCACUUGACUGAGCACAUUAUAACAUCUUACUGAAGCAUGAACUGAACUUAACUGAAAAAGUGGUGAAUAUUAUCAUUAUUAUUAUUAUUAUUAUUAUUAUUAU